Molecule: messenger RNA, 1405 nt
Organism: Salmo salar (Atlantic salmon)
Lineage: Eukaryota; Metazoa; Chordata; Actinopteri; Salmoniformes; Salmonidae
Product: phosducin-like protein 3
Biological process (GO): protein folding; positive regulation of gene expression; angiogenesis
Cellular component (GO): cytoplasm
Molecular function (GO): protein folding chaperone; vascular endothelial growth factor receptor 2 binding
Source: RefSeq, a predicted model, not a curated record
AGCACACAGCAGGCAAGACAAGGCAUUAGGCUUACUUCGUUCAAUAGGCUACAGUCUAGUCAGUAUGAGAUCACUAUCUAGUGUUUGGCAUUCUCACUCCCACCCAACCGCCCGCCACAAAAGAGGACAGGGACGGAAGACAAACUGAACUCCUGACAAAUAACCCUCUCCUGGAGCACUGCCCAUUCCAGACCACACCACAUCUAUACGCUCUGUCCAUCUGCCGCUCUGAACCAUGACACCCUGGCAACACAAACUUAUUUGUCACCAAACCGCUUACAUUGACCCUAAUGCAGAUACCGAGUGGAAUGACAUCCUGAGAAAGAAGGGGGUCCUUCCUCCCAAGGAGAAAACUCAGGAUGAGGUUGAGGAGGAAGCUCUAGAGAAGCAGAUACUUCUUGAGCAGGAAUCUGUUGUGAAAACCUAUGAGAGCAUGACUCUGGACGAGCUGGAUGAGAACGAGGAUGACUUCAGUGAAGAGGACGAGGCCGCCAUCGAGAUGUACAGACAGAAGAGGCUUGCAGAAUGGAAAGCCACCCAGAUAAAGAAUUGCUUCGGUGAAGUAGUGGAGAUCUCUGGGCAGGACUACAUCAAGGAGGUGAACAAAGCUGGAGAGGGAAUCUGGGUUGUGCUCCAUCUCUACAAACAGGGAGUACCUCUGUGUACCCUGAUAAACCAGCAUCUAUCAGAGCUGGCCAGGAAGUUCCCCCAGACCAAGUUCCUCAAGUCCAUCUCCACCACCUGCAUCCCCAACUACCCCGACCGUAACCUGCCCACAAUCUUUGUCUACCACGAGGGAGAGAUGAAGGCACAGUACAUCGGGCCUCUGGUCUUCGGAGGCAUGAACCUCAAAGUUGAAGAGCUGGAGUGGAGGUUAUCGGAAUCUGGCGCUGUCAAGACAGACCUGGAAGAAAACCCCAAGAAGCAGAUUGAAGACAAGCUAAUGUCGUCGAUUCGAUCCACUCUCCCCACACGGAAAGACAGUGACUCAGAAGAAGAGAACUAGCCCCCUAACCGCCAAAUAACAUUAAUCUAAUGCUCCACUGUCACUGAAUGGGGAUGGCUUUCUCAUGUGGUGAUGUGUUAAAAUGCACAUCUCUUCCUAUGCUUACCGCAGAGAGGCUCUGUCAGUUCUAUGCCUUCCCGGUUAAAGGAUCUCGUGUUAAGUGAUCAUUCUCCUAAAUCAGAUCGGACUCUUCAAUAGGCUUUCUACAGAACGUUUGGUUGAAUAUUGUCUUUUUUUUGCAUAUACGUUUUAUAAUAUGACAAUUUAGAUGUAUACACAUCUAAUUGUUAAAUUAAAUGUAAGUAGCCAUUCACCCAUGCCAUAAUCACGGGUGACAGUUUUUAAAUAAAGUGUUGGCUGUGAUCUGGGUAACCAUCACAUGAAGGACUGCUUUGGCUA